This is a messenger RNA of Mollisia scopiformis, 1615 nucleotides long. Its product is annotated as cytochrome P450 monooxygenase-like protein. The transcript is spliced from 2 exons. Lineage: Eukaryota; Fungi; Ascomycota; Leotiomycetes; Helotiales; Mollisiaceae. The record is from RefSeq and is a predicted model, not a curated record. Bases 1 to 1596 code for a protein of 531 amino acids. Gene Ontology annotation, molecular function: oxidoreductase activity, acting on paired donors, with incorporation or reduction of molecular oxygen; heme binding; monooxygenase activity.
AUGGCGAGUUCUUCUUAUCUGCUGACCUUCCUUCCCUUACUGGCAUGGAUAAUUUACGUACUGUAUUGCCUGACGGUCAACUUCAUCAAAGCCAAGAAAACCGGCCUACCUCUUGUAAUCCUCCCAAUCGAUUGCGGUAACCCUCUUUGGAUGAGCAUCGACACAAGAGUUCUACCGUAUUUCAGACGCCUCCCUUUUGGAACAAAUAAUUUCACUCGCUUCAAUUGGCGGGGAUGGGAAAUCCAGGACCGUUAUAGAGCACACCAAGAACUAGGCGAUGCAUUCAUUUUCGUUACACCAGGCAAGAACUGGCUGCAAAUCUGUAACGCCGAGACCAUCUCUGAAAUAUUUGCCAGAAAGGCGGAAUUUACUAGACCCACAGAGAUGCUCGAAAUGCUCAAUGUGUUUGGGCCGAACCUUGGAACGACUGAGGGACCACAAUGGCAACGCCAUCGCAAGAUAACGGCAACUUGUUUCAAUGAGCGCAACAACGAGUUGGUAUGGUCCGAAAGUUUGGCUCAAGCUGCUGGAAUGGUUCACUAUUGGUCAUCGAAACGAUCAGUCAACAGUCUUGCGAACGAUUCUCGAACAUUGUCCCUACACGUUAUGUCAAGCGCUGCGUUUGGCAAAUCAUAUGCCUUCCAAGGAGCAGAGGAGGUCUCGACUACCAACGACUUGUCGAGCAUUAGAGACUCGUUGAAGUUGAUCCUGGAUAACUGCAUUCCACUUGUCGCCCUCGGGCCUAGCAAUCUUAACAAGUGGUGGCUACCUAAGAGCUGGAAGGAGCUUCAUCAAGCGACCGUUACGUUUAGGACCUACAUGACAACUACUUACGAAGAAGAGAAACACGCUAUAUCCAGUGGGAGGAAAGGCGGAGAUAAUCUCAUGACUUCCCUUGUCCGUGCAUCUCAGGCUAAGUCCGAGGGUUUCACAACGAAUCCCCAGCAGGAUCACGGCGGCUUAACAGAGCAAGAAAUCUAUGGAAACAUGUUUGUGUUCAACUUCGCCGGCCACGAUACUACUGCAAACUCUCUUGCCUUUGGACUGGUUCUUAUUGCAACACGGCCGGACUAUGAAACUGUUCGCCUUUACACACCUGUAGCUAUCGUUAAGACGACAGGUUCAGAACCACGAUCCAUCCAGAUACGCGACAAAACUUACACCCUUCCUGCUGAUAUGAUGAUUAUCCCGAGUUAUUCAGCUUUACAUACCCAUCCUCGUCAUUGGGGUAACAACUCCUUGGAAUGGGAGCCGUCGCGUUGGAUAAUUUCGGAUCCUGCAAAAAAAGCUUCAGCAGAAGACAGACUCGAGUCAGAAACCUUCUUUGAGUUCCCUAAAGGGGCAAACCCUUUUGUGGCAUGGUCUGAAGGUGCAAGAGUUUGUCCGGGCCGCAAAUUUUCACAAGUCGAGUUUGUGGGCGUGCUGGUGGCGUUGUUUCGCCAGCAUAAGAUACGACCAGUGCCGCUAGACGAGGAAGAUGACGAGGCGGCCAGGAAAAGACUGCGUAGGAUGGUUCAGAAGGAUGCAGGGAUGAAAUUGUUGCUGCAGUUGAUGCACCCAGAGCAAGUGAUUCUCAAGUGUGAAAAGCGAGUGUAGUUCAGUGGCGUGGCUGAGU